AUGACACGAUCAACGUCGCCGUCAUCGUCGUCGUCGAACUCUUUGCCAAAGGAAAAGUCGAGUGACGACAUCGCGUCAACAUCCCCACAACAACCACCACGAGAUGAAGAAGCUGCAGAGAUAGCCAAGGAAAAGGAAGAAGGUGAUCCAUUUCUCGUAGGAUGGGAUCCAGGCGAGAAGAAUUAUCCAAUGAAUUGGUCUUCUGGAUACAAGGCCUUCAUCACCUUUGUACUAGGCAUGCUCGCGCUGGCCGCCAGUCUUGGAUCAUCCAUCAUUUCACCCGCCGAAACACAAAUUGCAGAGUACACUGACAUUUCUGGAGAGGCCGCAGUCUUGGUCAUUUCCCUUUAUAUCAUCGGCUUUGCUGUGGGCCCUCUGUUCUGGGCUCCUACCUCUGAAAUCUGGGGACGUAGGAUCAGUAUGUUGCCUGCAAUGGUCGGCCUUGGUCUGUUCAGCAUAGGCGCGGCUGUUGGCAAGAACGCUCAGACUAUCAUGAUCUGUCGUUUCUUCUCUGGUGUGUUUGGAUCCGCUCCCGUUUCGAAUGUUAGCGCCGCUCUUGGUGACAUGUAUUCCGCCAAACCACGAGGUCAAAGCACAGAUGUCAUGAGCCAACAGUCACCAGUGGGUGUUUGUUACGGCUCCGUGUCUGCUGUAACUUUCUACGCUGUCGCCGUCGUGGGUGGGCCGACGGUAGGUCCCAUCAUUGGCAGUGCGCUUACUGUCACUAUUGGUUUCAGAUGGCCAUCGUAUAUCCUCGCCAUCUGGGUUUUCGCUGUCACCGUACUCGCCUUCUUCUGCCUACCGGAGACAUAUUCUCCAGUUCUUCUAAAGAAGAAAGCACAACGUCUACGGAAAGAGACUGGCGACUCACGGUGGCAUCAUCCUCACGAGGAUGUCAAGUUGGAUGUCAAAUCAGUGGUUACAAAACACCUUGCAAGACCCAUUAUCAUGCUCACGACAGAACCGAUGGUCACUUGCAUUGCCUUCUACGCAUCUUUCGUGUAUGGCAUUCUUUACAUGACCCUCGAGGUAUUUCCCAUCGUGUUCGAGCAGAACAGAGGAUGGCCUUUGAUCACAAGCACAUUGCCCUUCCUCGCACUAUUCGUGGGAGUCCUUUUCGCUGUUCUAAUCAAUCUGGCCAACCAGCCGCGGUACGCUCGUGCUGUUGACGCCAAUAACGGCAGACCUGUAAGUGGCGUUCUCUUCACCAUUGGCUUGUUCUGGUUCGGUUGGACUGCCGAUCCGUCUAUCCCGUGGCCCUCUUGCGUCGUUGCAGCAGCUUUCAUAGGAGCAGGCUUCAACAUUAUUUUCCAGCAAUGCAUCAACUUCCUUGUAGAUACGUAUUUGCUUUAUGCGGCGUCAGCAGUCUCGGCCAACACAUUCUUGCGUAGCAUAAUCGCAGGAGGCCUUCCACUCGCUGCCAGGCCGAUGUUCAACAAUCUCGGAGUUGGACCAGCGAUGAGCAUCCUGGGUGGAGUCGCUGCGUUGGCAUUGCCGGUGCCUUUCAUCUUCAUGAAAUAUGGAUUGAAGCUUAGAAAACUGUCAAAGUUCGCUCCAGUACACGAGGACUGA
Aureobasidium musti is the source of this 1572-nucleotide messenger RNA. The record is from the annotation of a GenBank genome assembly. Lineage: Eukaryota; Fungi; Ascomycota; Dothideomycetes; Dothideales; Saccotheciaceae.